This is a messenger RNA of Aphidius gifuensis, 2395 nucleotides long. RefSeq names its product probable C-mannosyltransferase DPY19L1. The record is from RefSeq and is a predicted model, not a curated record. Gene Ontology annotation, cellular component: nuclear inner membrane. Bases 174 to 2213 code for a protein of 679 amino acids. Lineage: Eukaryota; Metazoa; Arthropoda; Insecta; Hymenoptera; Braconidae. The transcript is spliced from 9 exons. Gene Ontology annotation, molecular function: mannosyltransferase activity.
GUUGAACAGUAAAAAAAAAAAAAAAACAACACUGAUUUUAUAAAUGUCAAACAAUAAUGUAUACUGACAUGUGCCAAACACUUUUCAAUGAUUAUUUAAUAAAUAAUUAGCAAAAUUAAAUUAUCAAUUGAAAAAGUUAUCAAAAUUACCAAAAAAAAAAAAAAGAAUAUAAAAUGGAUUAUGAUGGAGUUGCCUACAAACUUUUGGUUUGGUUAAUGGCAUUUAAUUUUGGUGUUAUUCAUCACUGGCAUGUUUCAACACUUUUUGAAAACGAAAGACAUUUUUCUCAUUUAUCAGAAAUUGAAAGAGAAAUGUCAUUCAGAACUGAAAUGGGAAUGUAUUAUUAUUAUUAUAAAAUAAUUGUUGAAGCACCAAGUUGGAUGGAGGGUCUAGAUAAAAUAAGAAAUGACAGUUUGUCACAAUAUCCAAAUGUAAUUAAUGCCGAUAAAACAUACAAUUUAUUUCCUGAGAUAUUUGCAGGAAUGCUUUAUCACAAUGCUAAAUCAAUGGGUCUUCUUGGAGUACCAGAAUGUUGGCAGGUAGAAAGAGGUGAAGGAUUGUCACCAAUAACAAGCUGCCAAGGUUUAUCAGUACCAUCAUAUUUUUAUCUUGAAGUUGUAUGGACAUUUUCCAUGUUAACUGGAAUAACAUUAUUUCUAUAUGCAACAUAUUUAAGUGGUACUAUUUACGGUGGUAUUAUUGCUGCAUUAUCAUUUUUAUUUAAUCACACUGAGUGCACAAGAGUACAAUGGACACCACCAUUACGUGAGAGUUUUGCUUAUCCAGUUAUAUUAUUUCAAAUGUACAAAGUUACAAUGUUGCUUGAUCAGCACAAACGUAAUCAUAAAAACAGCAACAAUAAUCAUUUUAAUUGGAAGAAUUUAUUUGACUGUCAUUACUUGGAUAUUAUUUUAGCAACUGAAAUAUGUUUAUAUUCAUGGCAAUUUUCACAAUUUGUCAUGGCAACACAAGUCAUUGCAUUGAUAAUAUUACAAUGGACAAAAAUAAUACCACGUGAAUUAACAUUACAAUUAUUAUUUGUUCAUUUAAUUGCAAUAACAAUAAGUAUACUACAAGGUCUCGUACGUAUAUCAUCAUUGUAUUGUUGUCUUGUUAUUAAUUUAAUAUAUUGGAAUGUCAUUAAUUCAUGGAUGGAAAAUAUAUUUGGACGUAAAUUAGCAUUAUUAAGUGAUAUUUGUUUGACAAUUGGUUCAACAUAUUUAUUUAAAUCAGGAAUUAAAUUAUCACAUGAUUAUAAUCAUGUAUUUGAUAUAUUAAAAUCAAAAUUUACAAAUUUUAAAAAUUUUCAUACAAUGUUAUAUACAUGCUCACCAGAAUUUGAUUUUAUACAAUUAGAAACAAUUUAUACAAUAUCAAAAACAUUAUUAUUACCAAUAGCAAUUAUUGCUGGUAUGUCAGUGAUGUAUUAUUGGUAUGGACGUUGGAAAAAUAUGAAAUAUCCAUUGUGUAUUGAAGCUGGUGUUGCUUAUAAUGGCCUACAAACAUGUGCAUUUAUUAUAAUGGCAACACUUGUUAUGAGACUUAAAUUAUUUAUGACACCACAUUUAUGUAUUAUUGCUGGUAUGGCUGUUGGACAAAGAUAUUUAUUAAAAUUUGGUAUUAGAAAUACUGUUUUAUUUAUAUUAUUAACUUGUGCAAUAUCAUUUCAUGGAGUACAAAAAUUAAAUGAAGAACGACAAUUUCAUGGUGAAUAUUCAAAUAUUGAACAAGAACAAUUAUUUGAAUGGAUUAAAUCAAAUACACCAACAAAUGCUGUGUUUGCUGGUAAAAUGUCAGUUAUGGCUAAUUUAUUAUUAUCAACUGGUCGACCAAUUGUCAACAAUCCAUAUUACGAGAGCAAAGAAAUGAGGGACAGAACACUUAGAGUUUACGAAAUGUUUAGUAGAAAAGAUCCAGCAAGUUUUUAUGAAACUCUUAGAAAAAUGCAAGUUGAUUAUUUAGUUAUUGAGGAAGGACUUUGUUAUGGUCUUGGAAAUUCAAAACCAGGAUGUAAAAUGAUUGAUUUAUGGGAUUUAAAUGAUGGUGGUAGAACAAAAAAACUUGGUAAACGUCCAUUAUGUCCAGUAUUAUACAGUGGAAAUUGUCAUCCAUUUAGAAGAGUUUUUGCAAAUAAUCAUUAUUCAGUAUUGAGACUUGAUUAUUCAACUUAUGUUGAAUUAAAACCAAAUAUUCCAAUUCUAAUGCAGUCUUGAUUAUUAAAUUUAAAAAGAAAUUUAACUUUUACUUUUAUUAUUUUUUAAACUUUAGUUUGUUUUUAUGAAUGUUAUUUUAUUAUUAUUUUUUUUGUUAUUAAGAAGGUAUGUGCGUGUGCUUGAGAUUUAAAGAAUCGACACGAUGGAAUGAAGAGUGAAAGCGUAACAAAAAUAUAUAUGUG